This is a messenger RNA of Otolemur garnettii (small-eared galago), 798 nucleotides long. RefSeq names its product receptor transporter protein 1 (gene RTP1). Gene Ontology annotation, cellular component: cell surface. Bases 1 to 798 code for a protein of 265 amino acids. The transcript is spliced from 2 exons. The record is from RefSeq and is a predicted model, not a curated record. Gene Ontology annotation, molecular function: olfactory receptor binding. Gene Ontology annotation, biological process: protein targeting to membrane; protein insertion into membrane; detection of chemical stimulus involved in sensory perception of bitter taste. NCBI's taxonomy places the organism in Eukaryota, Metazoa, Chordata, Mammalia, Primates, Galagidae.
AUGAGGAUUUUUAGACCGUGGAGAUUGCGCUGCCCUGCCCUGCACCUGCCCUCGUUCCCUACAUUCUCACUAAAGUGGAGCUUGCCCUCCCUCACUAUUGACACUGACGACACCAUGUGUAAAAGUGUGACCACAGGAGAGUGGAAGAAAAUCUUCUAUGAGAAGAUGGAGGAAGCAAAGCCAGCGGACAGCUGGGACCUCAUCAUAGACCCCAACCUCAAGCACAAUGUGCUGGCCCCUGGCUGGAAGCAGUACCUGGAAUUGCAUGCCUCAGGCAGGUUCCACUGCUCCUGGUGCUGGCACACCUGGCAGUCGCCGCACGUGGUCAUCCUCUUCCACAUGCACCUGGACCGUGCCCAGCGGGCAGGCUCGGUGCGCAUGCGCGUCUUCAAGCAGCUGUGCUAUGAGUGCGGCUCAGCGCGGCUGGACGAGUCCAGCAUGCUGGAGGAGAACAUCGAGAGCCUGGUGGACAACCUCAUCACCAGCCUGCGUGAGCAGUGCUACGGCGAGCACGGAGGCCAGUACCGCAUCCAGGUGGCCAGCCGCCAGGAUACCCGGCGGCACCGCAGCGAGUUCUGCGAGGCCUGCCAGGAGGGCAUCACGCACUGGAAGCCCAGCCAGAAGCUGCUGGAGGAGGAGGCCACCACCUACACCUUCUCUCGGCCGCCCAGCCCCACCAAGCCGCAGGCCGAGACGGGCUCAGGCUGCAACUUCUGCUCUAUCCCCUGGUGCUUGUUUUGGGCCACGGUCCUGCUGCUGAUCAUCUACCUGCAGUUCUCCUUCCGCAGCUCCAUCUAG